Molecule: messenger RNA, 1446 nt
Organism: Cladophialophora immunda
Lineage: Eukaryota; Fungi; Ascomycota; Eurotiomycetes; Chaetothyriales; Herpotrichiellaceae
Exons: 2
Coding region: 440-1072 (210 amino acids)
Source: RefSeq, a predicted model, not a curated record
GACUUUUUUGUUGCUGGGGCACAUGUCAAAGAGAAGGGCAAUGAGGAUGGGCUAGAAUCUCUUAGCUCUGGAGAAGCUGGAGACUGGCUCAGUGGCGGGAACAGCGAAGAGAGAUCCUGCCCCCCCAACCCGAGCAGGUGGCUUCAACACCAUCCCAAACUGGUCAUGGUGAUGGUUGGAUAGCGGCAUACCACUCUCGCCAGAACCCUUGCCUCCUCCGCCCUUUUUAUGCCCUUGUCUUCUGCUGCUGCUUGCUCUCUUCACUUCUCCUUCAGCAACAAACUUCUAUUCCUCUCGUUCUUCGAAGAAAACAGCAAUAUCUUUCCGUUACAUUCGUUUGUCCAUUCGGUCUUUUCCACAUCGUUCAGCAACUAAUAACGAGCAAUCCCGCAUUGACACAGAAUCCUCGCCACAGACCCAAAAAACAGCUCUGUUCAUCAUGCAACACCUUCUCAUCACCGCUUCGCUAGCACUCCUGGCCCGGCUGGCCAUUACGCAGACCAUUGACCCCAAUUCAGUGCCUCUGUCAACGAGACAGUCGUGGUGUGACUCGCAGAUUGCUGAAUGUCCUCUCAUCUGUCUGCAAACGGCUGGCAAUUCUGCUGCCACCGACGCCAACACCUGUGACCCUGUUGGCCUCACCUAUUCGUGCAUAUGCUCUAAUGGGCUCUCCCCCAACGCCUCCGAAUACUCUCAAACCCUCCCCUACUAUAUCUGCACGGAGUACAACACCCAAUGUCAGCAGGCUUGCGGCACUGACAAUAGCUGUGCAGCUGCCUGUGUACAAGAUCACCCAUGUGGUGCACUCAACCCAACAAGGGUAAACACAAGCACAAUUACCACAAUGCCGGCUACCUCAACAGUCGUGGGGUCGGCCGCUUCCACAGCCUCUGACGGCGUCAUCUACACUGGUUUUGGCGGUGGUUCAGCUGCUACGACAACUGCUGCUUCGGGCGGAAGCAGUGGCUCUGGAAGCUCUGCUGCAUCAAGACUGGUGAUCGACAUUGGACAGAUCUAUGGCCUUGGUGUCGUCGCAGCGGGCAUCUUCGUCGGAUUCAGCUGCAUGCUCUGAAGCAUCUUUCAAGGAAAGAGGCUUUACGCUAGUGAAGGUUGGGAACCGAUCUGCUUGGAUACUCGGACCCAGGCCGAUUCAGUUGGAGUUUUGGUCGAAAAGUUAGUUGUUGAAGCAUUUUUGGCAGAGGCGCUGGCAUGGAUGCUCUUGGAUGGCACUGACGGCAUUUAGUGCCACCAUCCUGGGGAAGCAGAACAAUUUAGGAAAAGCGAGGAAAAGCGAGGACAGCGUUGGCGUACCUCGAACAGCAUAAUAUUAAUCAUGAUUGAAGACUGCGUCCCAUCCUCUGUAUGAUCUAGAUUGUGUCCAGUGUUGCCCGGUCAACCACGCAAAUACCCGAAGUUUUGCCGCCACCCCCGAUGUCCUCUUUGGAG